AUUAUACCUGCUCUGUUUUAUGGGAGAAAAACAGAGGAUAGUUAAACAAUGAUGAUGAACAUCCUUCACAGUUUUCUAAAUUUAGUAGCUCCACCCUUCACCUUCGUUUCGCUCUUCCUCCUAUUGCCGCCUUAUCAGGCUUUGAAAUCCUUCCUCUCUAUUGUUUCUGCUCUCUUUAGCGAAAAUGUCGCCUACAAAGUCAUUCUCAUAACUGGAGCUUCCUCCGGCAUCGGCGAGCAUUUGGCAUACGAGUAUGCAAAGAGAGGAGCUUUCUUAGUUCUCGUAGGCAGACGAGAGGAGCCACUCGAAGAAGUCGCGGAUAUAGCUCGCUGUUUUGGCUCUCGAGACGUACUCACCAUUGGAGCAGAUGUUUCCAAUUUGGAAGAUUGCCGUCGGAUCAUCGACGAGACGAUUAAUCACUUUGGGAGAAUCGACCACCUGGUAAACAACGCGGCAAUCACUCAUUUGGUGAUGUUCGAAGACAUAACCGAUAUUGCUGCGUUUAAACAAAUAAUGGAUAUAAAUUACUGGGGAGCCGUGUACAUGACCCAUCUCGCAAUUCCAUAUCUGAGAUUCAGCAGAGGGAAAAUCGUGGCCCUGUCCGCACCUCCGGCGUGGCUGCCGGCGCCGAGAAUGAGCAUUUACAAUUCGAGCAAGGCGGCGAUUAAGAGCAUGUUUGAGACGUUGAGGGUGGAGCUGGGGGCGGACAUUAGCGUCGUAAUCGUGACUCCUGGAUUUGUAGAAUCUGAAUUGACGCAAGGCAAAGCAUUGAACGCCCAAGGCAAAAUGGAACUCCGUCAAGACAUGAGAGAUGCACUGAUAGGGCUGGUGCCGGUGGAGUCGGCGGAGGCGUUCGCGAGGGCGGUGGUGAAGGGGAUAUGCCGGGGAGACAGGUACGUGACGGAGCCGCCGUGGUACGACGCGCUGUAUUACUGGAAGGCGUUUUGCCCGGAGUUGGUGGAGUGGAGCUACCGGAUACUGGCUAUGCCCAGGGCCGGAGCUGCUGAACACGACGCCCUCACCAAGCAGGCUCUGGAUUUCACCGGUGGCAAGCGUCUGCUCUAUCCUCCUUCCAUUUGCUCCACCGACCUCAAGCCCGGUUAUAAGAAUUUUUAAUUUUUAAUUAGAAAUUUUGUAGCUGGAUAUUGCUAAGUGCUACCUCUUAAUUUUGUGUUUGUUGUGUGAAAAUUAUGUGUAUAAAUCUUGUAAUCUUUCCACUCGGUCUCUAAUGUGUCUAUGUCCCUUUUGCGUUCCUUGUACAAUAUAUACCAGAGUCAUGCUCAUGUGUAAUAUACAGUUGUGUUUUCAGGUUCUUGUGAA
Molecule: messenger RNA, 1320 nt
Organism: Momordica charantia (bitter melon)
Lineage: Eukaryota; Viridiplantae; Streptophyta; Magnoliopsida; Cucurbitales; Cucurbitaceae
Product: 11-beta-hydroxysteroid dehydrogenase A
Biological process (GO): steroid metabolic process
Cellular component (GO): cytosol
Molecular function (GO): 17-beta-hydroxysteroid dehydrogenase (NADP+) activity
Source: RefSeq, a predicted model, not a curated record